This is a messenger RNA of Oryza sativa Japonica Group (Japanese rice), 1213 nucleotides long. RefSeq names its product magnesium protoporphyrin IX methyltransferase, chloroplastic. The record is from RefSeq and is a predicted model, not a curated record. NCBI's taxonomy places the organism in Eukaryota, Viridiplantae, Streptophyta, Magnoliopsida, Poales, Poaceae. Gene Ontology annotation, molecular function: magnesium protoporphyrin IX methyltransferase activity. Gene Ontology annotation, biological process: chlorophyll biosynthetic process.
CGAAAAAACCCUAUCCCCAGAAUCCCAACUCCAACACCCGCGAACCACUCGAACGGGAAAAGGGAAAUCCCCCCUCACUCCUCGCUCCGACCAUGGCGCGCGCCGCCGUCUCCACCGCGCCGCUCUCCCGCGUCCACUCGCCGCCGCCGCUCAUUCCGCGGCAUCCACAUUCACAUUCGCGUGUAGGACUCCUCCACCCCCAGCGCAAGGCCCUCACCACCGCCGCGGCGCUGCCCCCGGCGGCCGACCUGCCCCCGCUCUCCCUGCCCGCCGCGGCGGCCGCGGCUGCCGCGCUGGCCGCGGCGGUGUCCCUCUCCGACCCCGAGCGCCGGCGACGCGCGCAGGCGGAGGCGGCGGGGGGCGGGGACAAGGAGGCGGUGCGCGCCUACUUCAACUCCACCGGCUUCGAGCGGUGGCGCAAGAUCUACGGCUCCGCCACCGACGGCGUUAACCGCGUCCAGCUCGACAUCCGCGAGGGCCACGCCCGGACGGUGGCCGCCACGCUCUCCAUGCUGCGCGACUCCCCCGUCCCGCUCGCCGGGGCCACGGUCUGCGACGCCGGGUGCGGCACGGGCUCCCUCGCCAUCCCGCUGGCGUCGCAGGGCGCGUCCGUGCUGGCCUCCGACAUCUCGGCGGCCAUGGUCUCGGAGGCGCAGCGGCAGGCGGAGGCGGCGGCCAUGGCGGCGUCGGACACGUUCCGCAUGCCGCGGUUCGAGGUCCGCGACCUGGAGAGCCUGGAGGGGAAGUACGACAUCGUGGUGUGCCUCGACGUGCUGAUCCACUACCCGCGGGAGGAGGCGAAGCAGAUGAUCCGGCACCUGGCGUCGCUGGCGGAGAAGCGGGUGCUCAUCAGCUUCGCGCCCAGGACGCUCUACUUCGACUUCCUCAAGCGCGUCGGCGAGCUGUUCCCGGGGCCAUCGAAGGCGACGCGCGCGUACCUGCACUCGGAGCGCGACAUCGAGGACGCCCUGCGCGACGCCGGGUGGCGCGUCGCCAACCGCGGCUUCAUCUCCACGCAGUUCUACUUCGCCAAGCUCUUCGAGGCCGUCCCCAUCGCCGCCGCCUCGCAGUAGGUGUUCGUCCAAGAUUUUGUGCGUCUUCGAUUCGUCAUUGCAAAUUUUGCGUCGAUGUAGGUAAUGUAUGUAUCUAACAAUCAAAAUGGAUUUUGGGAUGUGGAUUUUCAUCCCUCGAGGAGACACCCCCUCGUUGUUUA